UAGUAGUUUAGACAUUGGUGGUACAAAGGUAAACAAGGUUUAGGGUUUAGGUACUACAUUUACUUACUUCGUAUGAGCGAACGUAGGUAGCCAUGAGUCAAAAUCUGCUAUGAGUCAUCGACACCUAGAUCUCUAUGUUGUGCAGGUGAACAUGAAACGGAAGUCUCCAGGGGCGGAGAUGAAGCCUCCUUACACAGGCACUAUGCUGCGUGUCCCAAGAAUCCCGAUCACGGUGGCUUCAUACCAAUACGUUCAUUUAGCAUGCAACAUUUGCCUCAAGAUCAACAAGAUCCUGAUGUGUACAAUCUCGUCCAAUCUGUGGCUGACCUGACCGUUAGGAUCGACGUUAAAAUGAUAAGCCAAAACCGACCACAGUAUUGGCCAGGUACCACUGUUCCCUAUCCGUUUUACAACAUGUCUAAUUGUCAAAUUAUGAGAACAGGAACCGGAAGUGUCCGCGCGAUAAAGUACAUCGAAGGUCAAGGUCUUGAUGCCUUAAACAGAAGUAAAAAUUUAUGCUUACAAGAUUAUCGCACGCUUUACAAAACAUGUCCAUGUCUUAAAUGCAAACCUUCUGGUGAGAAGAACAAUACAUGGUGGGAGAUUGAAGUGACCACAGCCACGCAUGUGGUUUUCGAUGAAAACGAGGCUAGCCACACGAUCUGUAGAUUAUUUUUCGACGAACAAAACAGCCCAAGUGUUAUUCUUGCAAACCUACGCAUUCUUACAAACAACAUCAGUAACAUAGAGCGAGACAGCUGUAGUUUGAUUUACAACACGUGCGAUGCUACCAUGGGCGAUAAACUAUUCAGGAUGUCGGAAAAUUAUUAUCGUCUGCUGAAGAAGAUCGAAGACAAAAACGAGGAGAAAUCUCAUUUUACUUUCAUCGUAUCCCAUCCACACGGUUGCCCCAAACAGGUCAGUCUCGGUGACUGGACUGAUCAUUAUAAAGGUGAAGAGUGUGGAGAUUAUGUCAAGAGCAAGUUGACCUACACAACAUGUACGUGUCCAGGAAGCAGUGGCGCCAAAGUGUACAGUGCCAGAUUUUACUGUCUGGUACACAGUGGGACUUUGUCUACUGGGCUUAAUUACAGCAGCACUGGACUAUAUCCUAAAGCAGACAAGUGAAACAUUGUUGUUUUUUUUUUUUAAAGAAGAGCAUAUUGAUGUAACUUUUGUAUACACUUGCAAUAGCGACUGGUUGCAGAUAAUGAUUUGGAAGAAUAUAGAUCUAUAAUUACUUAUUGAUUUUGGUUUUGAAAAUGCAUUGUAUAUAUCUGUCCCAAGCUUUAUGGGAUAUCAAUUUUAGCAUUUAUGAUUCAUUUGUGGUGCCCUAUUCAUUUGAUUCGUUUUUAUUUUGACUGUUUCAAUGUGUUGCUAAAUAACUUAUAGAACUGCACAGCAUUGCACAUUACUUUUGUAUUUAUAUUUGUACUAGCCAUAUAUUUGUACCCGCGGCCCGCGGGUCUUAAUUUGCGUAUCACUGUCGAUGUAGUCACCGAGAGUGUUUUGUAAACAAUUAAACGAAAUAAUAAUGUUAUAAGUAAAACGAAUUCGGAAUGCGUGAAUGUAAAAAAUAGUUUGAAUGGAGCUAUAAAAAUAGCUAAUCGACCUAAAUCCAUUUUUUCAAAUAAAAACAUUUGCUUGUAGGCCUAUAUAUAUUUGAUUAAAGUAUGAAAUGAAUAGACUUUAUUUUGCACCAGUAUAGUUCCUUUGACUUCUGUCUCUAUCGCACUUUAUCUACGUGUAAACAAUUCACUGUAUGUCAUGUUUCUUUACUAAUAAACGCGAAUUAACUCUUUCUCUCCUAAUCGACGAUACCAUCGUUGAUUUUUACCUCAUUAAAUUAAAUUAAUGUUUACUUUUUUAAAACUUGACUUUGAAUUAUAUAAAAAGAGUAUGCAUUUCCCUUUAAUUCUAUACCAGAUACAACAUUUUCUGAUAACAAACAACAAAGCUAUUGAAGCCCAAUCAUAAUAGAGUAGUGAAAUAGUAAUGAGCCAAAUGAAGAAUUCCUUCAAAAUGUGGAAAAAUAA
This is a messenger RNA of Biomphalaria glabrata, 2036 nucleotides long. RefSeq lists its product as uncharacterized. NCBI's taxonomy places the organism in Eukaryota, Metazoa, Mollusca, Gastropoda, Planorbidae. The transcript has 2 exons. The coding region runs from base 262 to 1128 and encodes 288 amino acids. The record is from RefSeq and is a predicted model, not a curated record.